Annulohypoxylon maeteangense is the source of this 1617-nucleotide messenger RNA. Its product is annotated as glutathione S-transferase. NCBI's taxonomy places the organism in Eukaryota, Fungi, Ascomycota, Sordariomycetes, Xylariales, Hypoxylaceae. The transcript is spliced from 3 exons. The coding region runs from base 236 to 1243 and encodes 335 amino acids. The record is from RefSeq and is a predicted model, not a curated record.
UAGAAAUCCGAGCAGCAUAUUCCAAAGACCCAAAUAAGAAGAUGAUAUUCCAAAGACAUACCAGUUUCAGUUCUGUGUCACACCCCACAUUAAUUGAAUACUUCUAUACUUCAACGGCAUAGGCUUAGAGUUUCGCCGUUGGAUUUGUAAAGUCUCCUUAGCAACCUAGCAGCCUGGCAGCCUGCAUCAGACAAAGCCGGAUUUAGCGGAAACACCAAAUAUAGUUCUACUCCUCAUGUCGGCCAAUACUUUCCGCAGCCUGGUGCCGCAGUCUAUAAGAAUCCCCUCUGUCCGUCUCUCAUCUUGGUCUUAUCUACGACAAUAUAACAACACCACAACAUUAUAUACAUUAUACCACAAAAAGCCCUUCUCCACAUCACGCACAACUGCACAGAAGCCACCUACGUCAACACAAGAGCAGCUAGAUCCCGAAAUGUCUGAACCAACCGGUCUCAUCGCCAAGAGUGGCAUUGAGCUCUUAACCUUUGGGACACCCAAUGGCCACAAAGUGUCCAUCAUUCUUGAGGAGCUCAAGGCUGCCUAUGGCAAGGAGUACACAUGGCAAUCCAUCAAUAUCAUGAAGAACACGCAGAAGGAGCCGUGGUUUACGGCAAUUAACCCCAACGGUCGUAUCCCGGCCAUCGUCGACCAUGACAGGAACGACUUUGCCGUCUUUGAAGGUCUUCCGAUUCUCACUUACCUGACGCGUCACUACGACCCCGAAAACAAAUUCAGCUUCCCUGUAGAGAGUGACGACUACAGUGUCGCUGAGCAGUGGAUGGCCUGGCAGCACGGUGGCGUUGGUCCGAUGCAAGGCCAAGCAAACCACUUCUUCCGUUUCGCGAAGGAGAAGAUCCCGUAUGCCACACAACGAUAUGUCGGCGAAUCAGAGCGUCUCUACGGCAUCCUAGACAAGCGGCUCGAGGGACGCGACUACAUCGUCGGUCCCGGGAAGGGCAAGUACAGCAUCGCCGACAUCAACAUAUUCGGCUGGGCCAACAUGUUGAUUCUCAGCGGCAUUGACAUCAGCCGGUUCCCCAACAUCCAGAAGUGGCUCGACCGCAUCAACGAACGUCCCGCUGUGAAGAAGGGACUCGCGAUACCGCAGGAGAGCUCUUUUACCAACGCCGCUUACCUAAAGACUUUGGCGACCGACCCGGAGAAGAAGGCGCAAGCUGAGGAGUCGGACAAGUACUUGAAGGAGGCGCAGGAGAAGUACGGGUAUAAGUACACCACUCCUUAAAGUGAGAUAGAAGGGAAUAUAUGUGUCUUGGCAGCGUGUACCCUGUUGGUAUAUAUCUGGGAUCUAGGUAUGCAUUAUUUACCUAACAUUGGCUAGAACGUUGGCAUAAGAUUAUGAAAUAAUAAAUCAAGAUCAAGUACACCAAACCCCUGAACGUCGCUUAGAAUAGUGUUGUGAAGGAUCACGAUACUUUUUUAGCCUCAGGACAGGACUAGGUAAAUGAUUGUGUCGGCUAGAAGCCUCCCAAUUACAGAGUAUACAGCUGCCGCGUUCGCUUCCCACAGGUGGAAAUUGUCUAGCUUCGGAGUGAAUUUUCCCGGAUCGUCGACCGUGCCAUCCCCAAUUCCCCCAAGGUCCCCGCAAUUUUACCCUAG